AUGACCUGGUUGUUGGAUCUACGCUCUGAAGAAAAAAGGACGGAAAUCUUAACUUAUGGACUUCAUAAAAAUUCCUUCUCCAACUCACUUCACCUUGGGUUCAAAGAACCAGAUACCGAGGAUAACCCUCAUGUACGUUUCCGGGGUGGUAGUAGUGCGCCCCAAAACUGUUCAGGGCCCCCCCUGGAGAAAAAUUGGGGCGCUCAAAGCAAGCUUCUUCAAAGCAAAGAAUUUGAUUUGUCCGCUGCAACUAGUCAGUUGGAAAAAACGAAAGAAUUUCUUAAAACAUUAAGAAGUGAUUCCGGUUUCGAAAAAAUCUUAGAUAAUGCAAAAGAUAUUGCCAUGAAUUUGGGAUUAAUUCCUUUCCUUGAAUUGAAUGAGGAACGCAUAAGAAGAAAGCCUAGGCACUUUGAUUAUGAAGCUCGUGAUGAAGUGAUAGUAGAUGCAAAUCAAAAAUUUAAAAUUAGUUUUUAUUUUACAAUUUUAGAUAGGGCAUUAUUUUCUAUUGAAGAAAGAUUAAAUCAAAUCAAUCAAAUAAAUAACAAUUUUGGAUUUCUCUUCGACAUUCACAAUCUAAAGUUAAAAUCCCAGAAAGAACUUCUUGACGCUUGUACCAAAGUUGAACUUGCUCUGAGUGAUGGGGAAGAAAAGGAUAUCGAUGGAUUAGAUCUGAAGCAUGAAAUUGUGAUGAUAGCUGAUGUGAUGUCUUCACAAUCUUCAUCUUCGCCCAUUCAAACUCUUGAGUACAUUUACAACAAUAUGUUGGAGGAAGGAUUUCCUAAUCUUUGUAUAGUCCUCAGAAUUAUUUUAACUUUACCUAUGUCUGUAGCUAGUGCAGAGCGGAGUUUUUCCAAAUUGAAAUUAAUUAAAUCGUACGUUAGAAAUAGUAUGACGUAA
Molecule: messenger RNA, 897 nt
Organism: Harmonia axyridis
Lineage: Eukaryota; Metazoa; Arthropoda; Insecta; Coleoptera; Coccinellidae
Exons: 3
Coding region: 1-897 (298 amino acids)
Molecular function (GO): protein dimerization activity
Source: RefSeq, a predicted model, not a curated record